GUUGCGCUGCUGAUAAUGCCCGGAACCCGAGCAGAGGACUGCGGGGUGGGAGAAUACCUACACGAAGGUCGCUGCUGCGUAUCUUGUCCAGCAGGUACUUAUGUUGCUCAGCACUGCACUGCUUCGCAUUUGAGAGGAAGAUGUGUCCCUUGCACCGAAGGAGAGGGUUAUACUGCCCAUGAGAACGGCUUGGAAGAAUGCUUGCCGUGCAGACAGUGCAAAGAGGAUCAGAUAACUUUGAGACCCUGUACUCUGAUGCGUGAUACUGAAUGCCAAUGCAAACAAGGGUAUUUUUGCCCUGCCGAGGGCUGUGAAAUAUGUCAGAGAUGCAGUACAAUGUGUCCGGAAGGGAAAGAAAUUGUGCAGAACUGCAAUGCUACUAUGGACCUAGGAUGUGGCUUACCCGAUCAAGGAAGCACAGCUCUUGUUUGGAUUAUUGUCAUUGUUGUAGUGGCUGCUGUUUUUUUGCUGUUCUUUGUAAUUAGAAGGUUGAAGAGUGAUAAAGCUACUUCAACUGAUAAAGAUGUAGAGAAAGGUCUGGAUUCUGAGGGUGGUACUGAAAGCCUCAUUUUACCACAAGUGGUGACACCUGCAAAUAACACAGCCAACCCAGAGGGUGAGAAUUCGGGUGAGAGCCCAGAGCACCAAGCGCAAACCAACAUUAACUUGGAAGUAAAAACCACAUCACCAGAGGAAAACAGUGUUGCGCUUUCUGAGCGGGGCACCCUCCUGCGCAGGGGCUGGAGGUGCCAUGUGAAAAGGUGCUGGAGGAGGAUUGCAGAGUCUUCACUACCAGCAAAAACUGGGCAGAAUCCUGCUUUUCAUCAGAACACCCCAUCUAAUGUACCAAGUGGUAGGAUGCCAGUAAAUCGUAUGGUACGAGAACCAAAGUGUCGAAUAAUUGUUAAAGAUCUCUCUCAAAAAGAACUGAGAGAUAGCUUUUGGGCCUUUAUAAAUGAAGUACCACCAAAAAAAUGGAAGCAGCUCAUGAGAACUCAUCUGCAUGAAAAUGCUAUUGUUAAAAUUAUUUAUGACUUUCCUAAUGAUACAGAAGAGCAAUCUUACCAGAUGCUUCUCAUCUGGAAAAACACACUGGGAGAGAAACAAUCUAUUAUUAAGUUACUGGAGGAGCUAUGGUAUGUAGAUACCAAGGCUUAUGAUAACGUAUUGAACACUUUAAAAAGUAAUAACAUUAUAAGUAAAUUAGAAGCUACAGAGUAA
Messenger RNA from Pelecanus crispus (Dalmatian pelican), 1221 nucleotides. Lineage: Eukaryota; Metazoa; Chordata; Aves; Pelecaniformes; Pelecanidae. The record is from RefSeq and is a predicted model, not a curated record.